Tetrahymena thermophila SB210 is the source of this 2046-nucleotide messenger RNA. RefSeq lists its product as hypothetical. The transcript has a single exon. The record is from RefSeq and is a predicted model, not a curated record. Lineage: Eukaryota; Ciliophora; Oligohymenophorea; Hymenostomatida; Tetrahymenidae.
AUGGAGUUCGAAGGGUUCGAUCUAGAAAAUCCGUGCUAGGUCUAGAAGUCUGAAGAAGAGAGGAGAUUAGAAAGGCUUUAGACUGGGUUUAUCACAAUUCAGCAAUAUUCAAUGCAUGAAAAUAGAAUAAUUAAAUAAGAAGAUUAAAUCAAAAAAAAAUAAAGGAAAAUGCUUCAAAAAAUAAUGCAAUAAACGAAUCAUUUGAGUAAUAAAAUGCAACAGGAUUAGCGCAGGAGUUACCAUAAUUUUGGGAACGAUUCAUAUAAGUUUAUGAAUAACCAUCAAAAUUAGUAAUACUAAUCUAAUUAGCACAAUGAGUAGAGUUAUUGUAAUAACUUCCACCAUAAAACUCAUAUGAAUAACGAAAAUAAUGAAGAAAACAGCAGCAAUUUGAAUAUUUGCAAUUAAUAUUCUGAACAAUAAUUCUAAAAUUAUGAUUAGCCACCUGAUUAUAUGCACGAUGAAGAAGAGUGGGAAGAAGAAGAUGAAGAGGAAUCUUAAUUUUUACUAGAAGAUGAAAUACUUUUAGAUUUAGAUUUCUUUAAUAAAAAAGGAGAAGAAAAUAUAGAUAAGUGUAUCAUGGAAAAAGUGUCUAUUUGGAACGAUGUUAGACCUGUUAUUUAGGUGAUUGCAAAGAAAAAUAGGAUUGAAAUAAUUUACGACAAUGGACAUAGGUUGCUAAAAGAUUUUAGAUUUUUGAUAAAAAAGCUAGAAAAAUAUAAAGAUAAUCAAGACGCAAAGUUUGCAAGCUAAUUGCUUUAGUAGCACUAAAAAAAUAUUGAAUUAGAAGAAGAUUUAUUUGCUAGAAUAGUUAAGUAUUAUGAUCAUGAAAUGAAUAUCCUUUAUGACAUGGUUGCAAAAAAUUAUGAGAAAUCUAAAUAAAUUGCUUACAAAAUAAUAGAUUCGAGAGAUGAGACAUAACUGUUUGCUUUUUCUAUCCGCAAACUCAAUCUUGAUGAUGGUAUUCAGCAUAUUUCAGGUCCUUUUGGCUAUUCAAAACCUCUCGUUGAUAUAUUUGGAGGAGAUAUGGGAACUUAUGUGAGAUUUAUCAUGAGAAAAGGUGUUAUUGAACAUUUUAACAGACAAAGCCAUUUUAUUAUAUUUCUUAUGAAGUUAAGAAUUAUUGAUAAAACUGAUUUGACUGUCGUAACGCUUGAUAACAUUAAAAUACCUAUUUCAGUCUCUUUGGAGAGACACUCUUUGAGUAAAAUUCAAGUGAUGCCUGAUUGCUAUUAAGAAGAUUAUUUGAAAAUAUAUAAUAUUUUUAUUAAAGAUGAAAUUCUCAAGCAACUUCAAGAUAUGCGUCGCUCAAAAGAAAACUUUUAAAAUACAAUAUAAGGCUUAGAAGAUUUUGAAUAUUUUAUGCAAAGUCAGAUAUUCUAUGAUAAAUUUUAUAAGAAGUAAAGACAUUCUUCAGAUUCUGCUAAGAUGUGCAGAUAUAGAUACUUAGACAGAAGCCAAACAAGUAGAUACUAAGGUAAAUCUCAGCGAAAAUAUUGUGAAGAAUAUCUCCGUAACUUUUAAGGAUAGUUUAAGAGAAAGAAGAUAUACAAAAAUUCAAAUCAACAAGAAUAAAUAUAAAAAGAAGGUAAAAAAAUUUUAGAAAAUCAAAGCAAUUUUAAAAAUCUGUAGCUAAUGUAAGGCUUAUAUUUAGAUGAAGAUAUUAUAGACCUGAAAGAAAAUGGAAAAAAUAUCAACGGUUCACAAGUUGAUAUCCAAAUCGAUAGUUAGACUGUUAAAUAAGAGGAGACAGAUCCUGAUCUGUCAAACUCAAACCAUAAUAAAUAAAGCAUAAAUAUACAACAAAAUAUCAAUAGCUCCUCAGGUAAAAACUAAAGUGACGAAACUUCAAUUAAAAAAUGUGUUGAAUAAGAUGAAAAUAUAAAUCAAAGCGAUAAAGAUGAUUAAAACUCAUCUAUACUAAAAAAACCCAUACGUAAAAGAAAUAAAUCUUAAUAAUCAGCAAAUAAUUUGAAAAAGUAAUAAAAAAAAUCUGAUCUUGGAGAUUAAUAAAAUAAAUUUUCUUCAAAAGAAAACAACCUUUGA